ACUCUUUAAAAAAUAGAAAGAGACUGCCUGUAAAUCCAUCCAUAGCACCACCACCAACAGAAACACCUGCGAGAAUGUACGGAAAAGCCGCAAUCUCUCUGAUUUUCGUUGUCCUCCUCCUUAUCUCAUACUCUAUCUUAAUGGGGACCGUCGAUUUCAGAUCAUACUUCUUCCCUCUGAUACAAUCACCCGCGGGUGCGCGCUCCCUCUGUGCAACCACCAACCCGCCUCUCCGGGUCUACAUGUACGAUCUCCCGCGCCGGUACAACGUGGGCAUGCUGAACCGCCGGAACCCGGACCAAACCCCAGUGACGGGCGGUACCUGGCCUCCGUGGCCCAGGAACUCGGGCCUGAGGAGGCAGCACAGCGUGGAGUACUGGAUGAUGGGAUCGCUUCUAUACGAAGCUGACGGUGGCGCCGAGGAGAGAGAGGCCGUUAGGGUUUCUGAUCCGGAAAUGGCCGACGCGUUCUUCGUGCCGUUUUUCUCUUCGCUUAGCUUCAACACCUACGGGCACACCAUGACGGAUCCGGAGACCCAGAUUGAUCGCCAAUUGCAGAUUGAUUUACUGAAAUUCUUGCGGCAAUCCAAGUACUGGCAACGGUCUGGAGGCAGAGACCAUGUGAUUCCUAUGACACACCCCAAUGCAUUCAGAUUUCUACGAGAACAGGUGAAUGCAUCUAUUCAGAUUGUUGUAGAUUUCGGCCGCCACCCUAGAAUCAUGUCAAAUCUGAGCAAAGAUGUGGUUUCCCCGUACGUGCAUGUUGUGGAUUCAUUUGCAGAUGAUGACACUCCAGACCCAUAUGGAUCUCGCACCAUACUUCUUUUCUUUCGGGGGAGGACAUUCAGGAAAGAUGAAGGCAUUGUUCGUGUUAAAUUGGCAAAGAUAUUAGCUGGUUAUGAUGAUGUUCACUAUGAGCGGAGUGUUGCCACAGGUGAAAAUAUAAAAGUGUCUUCACAAGGAAUGCGUUCAUCAAAGUUCUGCUUGCAUCCUGCGGGGGACACGCCUUCAUCUUGUCGCCUGUUUGAUGCCAUCGUGAGCCACUGUGUCCCUGUCAUUGUAAGUGAUCAAAUUGAGCUCCCAUUCGAGGAUGAAAUUGACUACACCCAAUUCUCCAUAUUCUUCUCUUUCAAAGAGGCACUGGAACCUGGUUACAUGGUUAAUCAGCUCCGGAAAUUUCCAAAAGAGAGAUGGAUUGAUAUGUGGAAGCGGCUUAAGAAUGUCUCCCAUCAUUACGAAUUUCAGUACCCCCCAAGAAAGGAAGAUGCUGUCAAUAUGCUAUGGAGGCAGGUUAAACAUAAGCUUCCUGAGGUCAAACUUGCUGUACAUAGAAGCCGGAGGUUGAAAGUCCCAGACUGGUGGCGAAGGAGAAGAUGAUCUCGGGAGCCUGCUUUUGACUUUGUAUAUUCAUUAUAAUUUCUUAACAUAGGGGAAGCCCUUAAAGGAACAAAGCUAGAUACGGGAUGACGCCCUUCUCACUCUUCUGAGUCAUUGAAUGGGAUUCUUUGUUCUUUGAGGAGGAAAAAGAAUCUUUUUUUCUUUUUUUUUUGUUCGAAAAAAUAUAACAUUGGAUUCAUGCCAAUUAUGCAGCAUACCAUGGCAUACUUAUUUUUCAUCCUCUACACAGGAUAUGCUCCAUAAAUGGAAAUCUUAAUUUUCUUAAUAAGUGCGUUGGCUUUC
Molecule: messenger RNA, 1679 nt
Organism: Corylus avellana
Lineage: Eukaryota; Viridiplantae; Streptophyta; Magnoliopsida; Fagales; Betulaceae
Product: Exostosin family protein
Molecular function (GO): glycosyltransferase activity
Source: RefSeq, a predicted model, not a curated record